UCUUUCGCCCCUAUACCCAAAUUCGACGAUCGAUUUGCACGUCAGAACCGCUACGAGCCUCCACCAGAGUUUCCUCUGGCUUCACCCUAUUCAGGCAUAGUUCACCAUCUUUCGGGUCCCAACAUGUAUGCUCUUGCUCAAUUAUUAUUAAUUGGCCAAUGGUGCUAUAUAUUCCCACCUUUUCACUUUUAUUUUGCAUUUGGGUUUAUUCACUCAAAUACUUGCAUAUAUGUUGGACUCCUUGGUCCGUGUUUCAAGACGGGUCGUUUAAAACCAUUUCCUCAACGUUUUUGUGGUGGGUAA
This is a messenger RNA of Batrachochytrium dendrobatidis JAM81, 303 nucleotides long. RefSeq lists its product as uncharacterized. The transcript has a single exon. The record is from RefSeq and is a predicted model, not a curated record. The annotation marks the transcript as partial. NCBI's taxonomy places the organism in Eukaryota, Fungi, Chytridiomycota, Chytridiomycetes, Rhizophydiales.